Ruditapes philippinarum (Manila clam) is the source of this 1827-nucleotide messenger RNA. RefSeq names its product asparagine synthetase [glutamine-hydrolyzing]-like. Gene Ontology annotation, cellular component: cytosol. NCBI's taxonomy places the organism in Eukaryota, Metazoa, Mollusca, Bivalvia, Venerida, Veneridae. Gene Ontology annotation, molecular function: asparagine synthase (glutamine-hydrolyzing) activity. The coding region runs from base 159 to 1820 and encodes 553 amino acids. The transcript is spliced from 9 exons. The record is from RefSeq and is a predicted model, not a curated record.
UUAUGAAGUUUGACGAAAUGUUGCAUCACCAGAACGGAUUUUUUGUUACCAGAUCUAGGUGCUCAUUUAGGAUCAGCACUUCGUUGCAGCCAGGUUGAAGGAUAAAUAAUAUAGUUUAAUAUUUAGAAGUCACAAAUUGAUAAAUUUACAAUCAAACCAUGUGUGGAAUUUGGGCAAUAUUUGGCAGUGAAGGUGACAUAGCCUUCCAAUGCAACUGCGUUCACAAAAUAACUCAUAGAGGCCCCGAUGCGUUUAGGAUCGAAAACAUAAACCAUUUUCCAAACAGUUGCCUGGCGUUCCAUAGGUUGGCUAUCGUAGACGACCUGUGUGGUAUGCAGCCCAUGAGGACCUUCCAGCACCCAUAUAUUUACCUAAUUUAUAACGGAGAAAUUUAUAACUUUAAAGAGCUUGCUAAAGAAUUUGACAUUAAACAAGAUACAGCCUGUGACGGGGAAAUAAUUAUUCAUCUCUAUGCCAAGUAUGGUAUAGAAUUUGCAGCAAAACAUUUAGAUGGGGUGUUCUUCUUUUGUCUUAUGGACACAGCUAACAGAAAAGUAUUUCUUGGCCGGGAUACCUUCGGUGUAAGACCUGGUUUCCGAAUUACAACAGAAGAUGGGUUUUUGGCUGUAUGUUCCGAGGCUAAAGGUCUGGUAGGGUUAUCAUAUACAAGCUCCGAUGCAUGUGGGAUUUCAAAGGUGGAGCAUUUCCCGCCUGGUCACGUGGAGACGUAUUCACUUGACAAAGAAGGGAGAGCGGUGUUAACCGAGUGCACGAGAUUCCAUAAGAUAGCCGAGGAACCUGCCUACCCUACGUUUCCUAUAACAGUCGGUGAGGACGUAAAACAGAACAUUAGAGAGUUUUUGACAAUGGCGGUUAAGAAACGACUCAUGGCAGACAGACGGAUAGGUUGCCUUCUGUCGGGCGGUCUGGAUUCGAGUCUUGUAACUGCAUUAGUGGUAAAACUAGCUAAAGAAUUAGGCUUGGAUUAUAAAAUUCAAACAUUUUCAAUUGGUAUGGAAGGAUCGACGGAUUUAAAAGCAGCCAAAAAGGUUGCUGAUUUUUUGGGAACAGAACAUCACGAGUUAGUGUUUACGCCGGAAGAAGGCAUAGAAGCUGUAGAAAACGUCAUAUAUCAUCUUGAAAGUUAUGACAUCACGACCGUAAGAGCAUCUGUUGGAAUGUAUCUAAUUAGUCAGUAUAUAAAAGAGAAGACGGAUACAACUGUGAUAUUGUCUGGUGAAGGUUCCGACGAGGUGGCGCAAGGAUACAUUUAUUUCCAUAAAGCGCCAUCUAUCGAGGAAGCUAGCGAGGAAAGCAGACGACUUUGCAAAGAUUUAUACAUGUUUGAUGUCCUCCGUGCUGACAGAACAACUACGGCUUGGGGGCUUGAGUUACGUGUGCCAUUCUUGGACCAUCGUUUUAGCCAUUAUUACAUGUCACUACCAGAUGGUGAUAAACGCCCAAAGAAAGGUAUAGAAAAAUAUUUACUGCGAUCCGCAUUUUCCGGUAUUGGUUUAUUACCAGAGGAGAUUUUAUGGCGUCCAAAGGAAGCGUUCAGUGAUGGCGUGUCAUCCGUUACCAAGUCGUGGUACGAAGUUCUGCAGAACCAUAUUGACGUUCAGAUAAACGACAGCGAGGUCGAGGAUUCGGCAAAGAAAUAUACCCACAAUGCCCCACGAUCGAAAGAAGCGCUCUACUACCGGCGAAUGUUUGAGAAAUAUUACGCCGGCCAUAGUCAGUGGAUACCAUACUUUUGGAUGCCUAAAUGGACUCAAACCACAGACCCGUCUGCUAGAACAUUAAAACAUUAUAAACAGUGAAAUAUUU